AUGUCUGAACCACCAUCCCACUCAGAGUUUAGGAAGGUUAAGGCUUCAGGGGUAGAUGACGGGCAAAACCGUGGUUGUUCCGGUAAUACCAGUAACAACCGAUCGUUUGAAGAUGUGGCUCCAAGACCUGAGUCUUUUAUCGAAGAUGAAGAUGUACAAGAUCCCUAUGUUAACCCUCCUUCACGUAGUAAGGUGAAUCCUCACGCAAAGACUUCAGGUACCGAAGAUUUGAUAGUCAAAGAUGGAACCACUACUAAGCUACCACCUGGGCUCUCAGAUCUGAUUCGUCGUGACGAUAAAUAA
Molecule: messenger RNA, 303 nt
Organism: Lactuca saligna
Lineage: Eukaryota; Viridiplantae; Streptophyta; Magnoliopsida; Asterales; Asteraceae
Source: the annotation of a GenBank genome assembly